AGCUUUUCGGGUUCGGCUGCCAAGACUUGCCCGGAACUUGCUUGGAAGCUACUUUCCAUCAGCCCAAAAAGGUCUCAUGGCUUUUAUGUGCGGGUGCUGCACUGAUGAUCAGGGCCAAGCCGUCGAGGCUGUUGGCUCCGCCAUUGACCAACUGAAUGACAAACCCAAAGUCUCAACACCUGCAGAGCCGGAGGAGGCCAAAUAUGGAGAGCCUAUCGGGGCCAGCCCACGCAAUGACAGAGAGUUCGAGGUCGUCAUUGAAAAAAGUCCUGGUGAUCCACGGAUAGGCCUGGACAUUAGCGUGGUUGGUGGCAAGGUCUUGAAGGUGUGGAAAGUCAAAGAGGGCUUGGUGAACGAGUGGAACAAAAGACAGCCUGAGGAGAUGCAGGUCAAAUCUGGAGAUGCCGUUGUUGCCGUGAACGGCAAAAGGGGCAGUGCCGACCAACUACUCGAACAAGUUGCUAAGGGUAUGAAAGUCACCAUCCUGUGCUCACGAGGAAUGUUCGCUUGAUUGGCCUGAUUCGAGGAAAUGAGGAAAUGAGAUGAGCUUUCUUUGGCGGAAUCAAGUUCUGCCAUAGGAAGUCUAGGCCUGUUUCUAAAGGGACUGGCACUUAGAUCUUUGCUUGGCUCUCUCAAUUCAAUGACUCACGAUCAAUGUGUUGCUUGUACGGAGGUCUUUUGGUGUGGUAUGGAAUUGUAUAGCAAGUUCGAAUCCUGAGAGUUAUCCCAAAGGGUGCCAGAAGCGUUUGGUUUCUCAAAAGAGUUAGUGACAGACCGCCUCCGAGAACUGCAAAUUUGAGGCCUUAGGCCUGCCCAGAAGCCUGUUUCACCUAGUGACUUGAAUGACAACGUUUGCGAAC
Messenger RNA from Durusdinium trenchii, 860 nucleotides. Lineage: Eukaryota; Dinophyceae; Suessiales; Symbiodiniaceae. The record is from the annotation of a GenBank genome assembly.